GUACGAAACGAUGCAUCAGGACGCAGUGUUAUGGUUCUGACAGUAGGAUUCUCGGGUUAUCAUCGACGCUAAUUUGAUUUGUUCGGUGACACUGGAUGCGAUGUUCUAUUGGGUUGAAUUUAAUGAGUAUGAGUGAAUCAGAUGGAUAAUUUCAGAGAAAGCAACAAUAAUUCCUCAACGUCUCAGCCUUCGUCUUGUUUCUGAAUGAUGACGGUGGUUUAUGGGCAAAGAUAUUUGCUCUGGCUUUGGGCUUGAAAGAAUCCAGCUUUCAGGUAAAACUUUUCAGUGUCCACAAUGCCGGAGAAAACAAGGUACAAUUUGGUGGAUGAUGCGCAAGACCUUAGGAUUCCGAUGCACGAUGAGGACGCAUUCAAGCGCGGCGUGAUGUUUGAAGUGAAGUAUAUUGGCAGCUUGGACGUUGUGAGACCCAAUAACCGGAUGGACAUACUGGCAGCGAUGAGAAGAAUACGUUAUGAGUUCAAAGUGAAGAACAUUAAGAAGAAGAAAGUCAGUUUAAUGGUGGCUGUAGAUGGAGUCAAGGUCAUGUUUCAGACCAAAAAAAAGAUCAAAGACAGGACAUGGGAUGACAGCCACCACAUAACUCUGAUCCAGGAUCCUAUUUACAGGAUCUUCUAUGUCUCUCAUGACUCUCAAGAUCUGAAAAUCUUCAGCUAUAUAGCCCGAGAUGGCCAGAGCAAAGUGUUCCGUUGCAACGUCUUUAAAUGUAAGAGAAAGAGCCAGGCCAUGGAGAUUGUGCGGACUGUUGGUCAGGCUUUUGAGGUUUGCCACAAGCUGAGUCUGGAUGACACUGAUGGGCAGAACAUAUUAGCUUGGAUGGAGAAAACAGAGGAAGAAGGGGACCCUGUGUCGGCGAGCACAUCAGAGGACUCAAGCCGUAGUGUGAAGGACCCCAAGAAGGAGAAGAAGGAUGCGGCGGUCACCACGGAAACCCCAGGAGGACGGGCCCAGUGGGGCGGCCUGGCAGCGGAGGAGUCCACCCUGUCAGCAGAGCACCACAUCCAGCUGCUACAGAGGCAGCUGCUGCAGCAGGAGCAGAAGACCCAGGCAGCCAGCUCCCAGGUGGCGCUGCUCCAGCAGCAGGUGCAGGUGGAGGUGGCCGCCAGGGUGGAGGCGCAGGGCCGGGCGGAGCAGCUCCUGCUCCAGAACGCAGAGCUCCUGCAGCACCUCUCGCUGCUGGUCAAACACGUGCAGGAGCUGGAGCUCCGUGUGUCCGCGCGCUCCCCCCUGGGCUCACAGGACAGCCUCCUGGAGAUCGCUCUCCGCCCCACCAUGCCAUCUGUGUCGCGGGGCGCCCCCCCGCCGUACCCCUCUGCCCUCAUGCAGGACGGCCUGCUGGGAGUGGACGCCCGCCCCAUCCAGCUGCAGAACUUCCACUUCCUCCCGGGCCCGACCCAGCAAGACCACAAGAUGGGCAAGGACGAGGACCAGGACCAAGACCACGACUCCGGUCAGGGGGACGUCGAGGAGGUGUCCCCCGUAGACGGCUCCCCCCGGCGGGAAGAGUUCCUCUUCGCCGGCCUAGAGGUGCGGGGCUUCAGGGAGUCGGGCAUCGCCUCGGAGUACGAGUCCAACACGGACGAGAGCGACGAGCGCGACAGCUGGGGUCAGGGCGAGGGGUCCGUGCUCCUGCUGAGCGAGCUGAGGGAGGAGGCCGCGUCCACUGCAGGGAGGGGGGACGUGUGAGCCGAGCGGAGCGGAGACAGCAGACCACCAGCAACACUGAGAGAUCCAUACAGUAGCGUUUCCACUUACUAAUGUGUUCUGACACGCUUUGUUCCCAAGCAACAACUGAAGCAGUGUAGCUUAGUGUAAAGAAGGUGUUAGAUAUCAGCCUCAUUGUACAUUCUCAGUCUCUCAGUCUUUAAUGUCAAGUGUUAGUCAAACGACAACAUGUCAGAGCCACAAGUAAACAAACAUGAAAAUGCAAUGCUGCCAUUUCCCUGUGCUGUGGCCACAGUGGGCCGCUCUGCCUGUGGUGCUUCUCCCUCUCAGGGUCCCACUCUCUCUGAGGCAAUGCAUGAUAGCGCACUGUACUGUACAUGGCUAACGAUCUCUGCUCUUACUUUGACACAUCACUAGCUGACUGUUUCAUGUUUCUGUGCUGAUUGCAUUAGUGUAUCAUUGUUUUGAGUAACAGUAACACUGAGUUUUUCAGACUGUAUGUGAAGAUUUUAACUCCUCUUGCCAGCCAAUUCUUUGUCCUAUGUCUGUGUUCACAGUUUGAUCUGUCUCUGUGUCAUUUCUUGUCACUGUCCUGAUAUUUACGGUCUGAUAACAGUUCAGUGUGAUGCCUGGAGAAUUACCGUAGCAUGCAUCAGAAUGCUUCACUGUUAUUUGAGUUUCAGAGUUAUCUGGAUCCCAAAAGCUGUUCAGUGCUGGGUAACAGUUACCCCUUCCCUGUUAACACAUGUCUGCACAGACCCUUGUGUUGUAGUUGAUUGCUUCUAAUAUGUAUAUUU
Molecule: messenger RNA, 2480 nt
Organism: Sardina pilchardus (European sardine)
Lineage: Eukaryota; Metazoa; Chordata; Actinopteri; Clupeiformes; Clupeidae
Gene: nos1apb
Product: nitric oxide synthase 1 (neuronal) adaptor protein b
Exons: 10
Coding region: 295-1704 (469 amino acids)
Molecular function (GO): nitric-oxide synthase binding
Source: RefSeq, a predicted model, not a curated record